Messenger RNA from Candoia aspera, 2894 nucleotides. RefSeq lists its product as uncharacterized. The transcript is spliced from 6 exons. The record is from RefSeq and is a predicted model, not a curated record. The coding region runs from base 120 to 2375 and encodes 751 amino acids. Lineage: Eukaryota; Metazoa; Chordata; Lepidosauria; Squamata; Candoiidae.
CAGAAUCGUCGCGGGAGCAUCUCUUGCCAUCUCUCAUGGCGUUCGCUUGUUUCUUCAACUCGAAGGGCCGUUAGAGCCGCCAUGGCGGGCUGGGAGAAAGCCGUGCGCGGAGAAAAGCCAUGCUAAGAGCUGGAGCCCUCAUGGCCGCAUUGCUGGUUCUAGUGCCGUUCACGGGUUGGUCUGUACGGGGUCGUCUGCUUGUCCUCUGUGAAGUUUGGCCGGGGCAUUUAAAAGAGUAUCAGCAAUUAUCAGUAGCAGCUGAUAAUGAUUCAUACAGAACAUUGGUGAAUAGAAUCCUAGUACAGUCUGCACUGAAAAAGGACAACAGAAAUUACAAAAGCUUCAGAACAAAUUUCAAAAUACAUGGAAAAAAUGCCUUUAAAAACAAUCAACAAAACUAUGCAGUUCUGUUUAGAAUUAAUCUAUAUUUACUUGCAGACAAAAAAACAAGCAUACAAAUUUCAAAAAAGCAUUCAGUAAUGUAUGAAGUUAUUUUGAGAGAAAGAAAUUAUUUAAGAAGGAGACUCAGUAUUCUGAUGAAUGCAAAUCUUGAAGACUGUGAAGUGAAAAUGAAUUGGCAUAUUAAUGUGAGAAAGAAAUCUGAAGGUAACAAAUCACAAGUAUCCUAUUUUGAAAAGGGAUAUAAAUACAUGGAGACCAGGUCACCACUGACUUAUAUGGCACAUCAGUCAAAUAUAUUAAAAAGUGAAGAACAGUUACCAAAAAGUCAGAAAAGCUUGGGAAGUAUUAUAAUAUUAAAAUUUGUGAAGCAACGUAAAGGAGAAGACCAUAUUGAAAUGAAGAUUCUAAAAAAGAAAAAAUGUAAAAAUAACAUUGAUAGACUAUUAGCUUCUGUGAAAGAAAAAUUUUGUAAAGUGAAUACAAAUGUGUACAAUAAAAAUCAGCACAGAAUAUUUUCUGAUGGAAAAAAAUUAUUUAAUACAGAAAGAAAAAAACAAUAUAUAGGAUUUAAAAGGUUACAACAGAGAAAAAACAUUAUUAAAGAAAAAAUCAAGAUGUGGAAACAGAAAACAAUAACUAAAAAAUCAGUUUAUGACAAUCAGAAACUUCAAUUCAGGCAUGUAUUCACUUACCAAAGAAAUAGUCAUAGGCUACAGAAGGUAUACUCAACUCAUAAAAAGAUGUUGGCUAACAUUCAAAGAAAAAAAGUGCCUGCAUUUCAAACAAAAACUUACAGAGGCAAACAUUUAAUACAAAAAUGGGGCAGUAUUCUCAGAGCUAGAAAAGAAAGUAAAUUUGGAGAAAAUGAAAUGGGCAUUUUGUCAAAAAUUUACUAUAUGCAGCCUUUCAUAGUAAAUCUUAAGUUUCUAACAAUUACAAUGUAUGUGAAGCAAGAUUUUUUUAGUUCAGAGAAGUAUCAGACAGAGCCAUUAGUUCAAGUGAAAAAAAUGUUGCAAUAUCUGUUGCCUUCUUCAGAGAGAGUUAAAAAGAAGUAUUUUAGUCUUGGUCAGAAAGGACUUGAAAUGUCAGCUUUAAAAACACUGAUGGUAAAACGGCUUGUUAAAAAAGAGGGUUUUCCAGCCUUUUUCUACAACAAUAUUUUUAAUGGCCCGUCGUCAAUUGUUGAAAGAACCAAGCGAUCAGCAAAAAAUAAAACUGUACCAAUAUCAGUAGGUGUUUUGCAGCAUUUAAGCUCUGCUCUUAUAGCAGGUGCUACAAUUUUUGGAAUAGCUCUGUUUAUUAUUGUGUUAGCAGGAUUUUACCUGUACCUUAAAAGAAGGCAACUUUUAAAGUUUUUCAAUACUGUUCUGAAAGAUGGAAAGUCCCCUCCCAAGUCUAAAUCUACUGAUUCUCAAAGUUAUGCACCUAUUUCUGUUUCACAGAAUUUUCAUUUUGUACAACCAAAGGACUCAAGAAAGAAACAGACAGCAGUGGCAGCAGCGGUUGAAGCCUCUGCCAAAAAGAAAUCUGAUCGUGUUAGUGUAAAAGAAAUAUAUGAUAGCUCUGAUACAGAAGGAAGUUCAAAAACGUCUCACAGAGGUUUGACUGUAAGAUCCAGAGCAUAUGUGUUUCCAUCUCAGUCCAGUGGAAGUCUACAAUCAUUCUGUGAUGAUGUUUGUGAUGUUUACUCAGCGCAACUUUCUUUAUCAGAUGAAAUUGUUGUGGAAAAAUUGUGUUCAAAUCUGCCCAGCACUACCCCAAAAGAAAAAAAAGCUGUUACUGUUGCAUGUCAAACAAACUAUUGUUCAAAAGAUAAUCAACACCAUUGUACCAAUACUGAUGUGUCACCACAGCUCAAGCAACUGACUAUUUCAAGAUCAAAAUCUGAAAAUGAUAUUGUAAGGGCUUCCUCCAGUAAUACAUCACGCCCAGUACAGUCAUUGACUCAUGUUUCUAAAGUACAAAAUCCAUGAUCAGUAUCUUUAUGCCACAUUGAAAAGUUCAGAUUAAUCUUAAAAUGUUGAUGAUUCUAUUUUUUCUUAAAACAACAAAGUUUCUACCUGAAUAUAGCUACAUUAAGCAAUAGCACACAAAGUUCUGUGAUAGAGUCCUGUUCCAGUUUUACAGGAAGUACUCCAUCCUUGAUGGUCUAUUUUAAAGUCAGAGCAUUUCUGGUUAGGUUAGAACAGGACAUUUUAGAUCUGGGAAAUUUUGACUUCAAAAUAUUUUGUAGACCUCUCACAACUGUGUGUGUGUGUGUGUAUGUGUGUGUGUGUGUACACAGAUGCAACAACAUAGCAUCCUUAAAACAGCCCUUCAGAGUAACUUGCAGAAUGUAUUGUAGAUGAAUUAUACCCUGUUAGAAGACCUCUUCAGGCUUUAUUACAUCAGGAUAAGACUUGCCCUCUGGAUGUUGUUCAAAUGAUUUCAAGCUCUCCAGAGCAUUCAUGCAUUCAGUGCAGGUUCCUGUAAGAGGAAAGACUGCAUGUUCA